Messenger RNA from Monopterus albus (swamp eel), 3944 nucleotides. RefSeq names its product DEAH (Asp-Glu-Ala-His) box polypeptide 37 (gene dhx37). Gene Ontology annotation, molecular function: helicase activity; ATP binding; RNA binding. The record is from RefSeq and is a predicted model, not a curated record. The coding region runs from base 218 to 3697 and encodes 1159 amino acids. The transcript is spliced from 27 exons. Lineage: Eukaryota; Metazoa; Chordata; Actinopteri; Synbranchiformes; Synbranchidae. Gene Ontology annotation, biological process: maturation of SSU-rRNA from tricistronic rRNA transcript (SSU-rRNA, 5.8S rRNA, LSU-rRNA). Gene Ontology annotation, cellular component: intracellular anatomical structure; nucleolus.
AUUUGAUGGUGUGUGCUGGGAAUUGUAUUUUCUGUUUAUCUUUGCUCGGAACCUUUCUGACGAGCAACAUUUCAGCAGCGGACAGUUUUAAUGAUGGACGCAGUCAUGUUUACACGUGAGGCUUGUUCAGGGCUGAAAGUUCAAACCUCAAGUGCUUAACGUUACGUCUAAAAUAAUGUUGUUUCACCCAUUAAAAUAAGCAAGACUUCAAUUUAAAAUGGGAAAACUAAGGAAGAAACACAACUGGAAGGGAAGACAGCAGAGGGACCCUCAACAACCAGCAGAUGGACAGAAGACAGAAAUUGUGGUGGAACUGCAAGAUGGAGUGAGGUUGAAAGGUGUAGAUGAGAGCAAUGCUUUGGUCCUCCCAGCCAACAAAGCCAAGAAGAAGAAAGACUCAGUGACACCUGCCUCCACCAAAAAGCUCCUCACUAAGAAGCAGAGAAAGGAACUGCAGAAAGUCCUGGAGCACAAGAAAAAGAAGGCUCAGAGAGCAGACAUCCUGACCAAACUGGCUGAGGUUCAGCUGCCAGAGACUGAACUGAAGCUGCUGUACACCACGUCCAAGCUUGGAACAGGAGACAAACUUUACCAGACUAAACAGUCACCAGAUGAAAUAAAAGAUGGGGACCUAGGUCUAAAGAUUAGCAGUAUCAGUGGAGUGAACAGGAAAAGAAAAUGGAAGGAAGAGGAGGAAGAUGAAGAAGAGCAAAAGGCAGAAGAAAGUAGUGAUCAGGACACUUCUUCUGAUGAUGAGGAGGAGGAUGAUGAUGACGAUGUGGAUAAAACCAUAGAGGUGGGAGAGGUUAAGGAAAUCACCUCUGCCUGUCUGGACACUGAGGACAAACAGAAAGUGAAAGAAGAACAACAGAAAACAGAACAGGAAGGACAGAGUGAGAAGAAGACUUCAGAUCAACAGAAAGUACUAAUCAUGAAGCCGUCACAGCCAGCUGUCUUCAUUCCUGUUGACAGAUCACCAAAACUACAGGAGGCUCGUUUGAAGCUGCCCAUUCUGGCGGAGGAGCAGGUCAUCAUGGAGGCUGUGAGAGAAAACCCCUGUGUCGUCAUCUGUGGAGAGACAGGAAGUGGAAAAACCACUCAGGUGCCUCAGUUUCUGUAUGAGGCCGGCUAUGCCAGUGGUAGUGGGAUUAUUGGUAUCACAGAGCCAAGAAGAGUCGCAGCUGUCAGCAUGUCCCACAGAGUGGCCAAAGAGAUGAACCUGUCGACACGGGUUGUGUCAUACCAGAUUCGAUAUGAGGGAAACGUGACCAACGAGACCAAAAUCAAGUUCAUGACAGAUGGUGUUCUACUGAAAGAGAUUCAGAAGGAUUUCCUGCUGCAGAGAUACAGUGUUGUUAUCAUAGAUGAAGCACAUGAGAGGAGCGUGUACACAGACAUCCUCAUUGGGCUGUUGUCUCGCAUCGUCCCACUCAGAAACAAGAAAGGCAUGCCCAUGAAGCUGCUGGUCAUGUCAGCCACCCUGCGGGUCGAGGACUUCACAGAUAAUCAGAAGCUGUUUCAGACACCUCCGCCUGUCAUCAAGGUGGAUGCUCGCCAGUUCCCAGUCACUAUCCAUUUCAACAAACGCACCUCACUGGAGGAUUAUACCGGAGAAGCGUUUCACAAGACUUGCAAGAUCCACCGUAUGCUGCCUCCAGGUGGUAUCCUGGUGUUUCUGACCGGUCAGGCAGAGGUUCACAGUCUCUGCAGAAGACUGAGAAAAGCUUUUCCUUUCAGGAAGGGAAACACAACCACUGGUGAAGACGAGGAAGCAGACACCUCAGAGGCAAUGAGGAAGUUUAAAAAGGCCAAACAGAAGAAGACUGUUUCUCUGCCCCGCAUUGACUUGGAUAACUACUCUGCCCUGCCAGUGGAUGAAGGGGAUGAGGACAGGGAGGCAGGGAUUGGAGAUGAGGAGGAUGAAGGCUCUGACCUGGACAUUGGAGACAGUCCUGCUGACACAGAAGAAAAAAAGGCUGACCCGUCCAUUCCUCUCUAUGUCCUCCCUCUGUACUCUCUGUUGGCCCCAGAGCAGCAGGCUAAGGUGUUCAGGCCUCCUCCACCUGGUACUCGUCUGUGUGUUGUGGCCACAAAUGUGGCUGAGACCUCCCUGACCAUCCCUGGUAUCAAGUAUGUGGUUGAUUGUGGCCGAGUUAAGAAACGUUUUUAUGACCGAGUGACUGGAGUAUCGUCCUUUAAAGUCACAUGGACCUCACAGGCCUCAGCCAAUCAGAGGGCAGGUAGAGCUGGGCGAACAGAGCCCGGACACUGCUACAGGCUGUACUCAUCCGCAGUGUUUGGAGACUUCACUUUGUUCUCAGAAGCAGAGAUCACUCGCAGACCUGUGGAAGACCUGGUUUUACAGAUGAAGGACCUCAACAUAGAUAAGGUGGUCAAUUUUCCCUUCCCCACGCCUCCCUCUGCCGAGGCUCUUGUUGCAGCAGAGCAGUUAUUAGUUUCACUGGGAGCUCUCAGAGAGCCGCCUUGCGCUGGAAGUGUGAAAGAGAUGGAGCGAGCGCGGCUGAGCUGUCCCAUCACCCCCCUGGGCAAAGCAAUGGCUUCAUUCCCUGUAGCACCACGUUAUGCUAAAAUGUUAGCACUUGGUAAGCAGCAGGAUUGUCUGCCAUAUGUUAUUGCUGUGGUAGCAACCAUGACGGUCCGAGAGAUCUUCGAAGACCUCGACAGACCUGCACAUAGUGGAGAUGAGAGCUCCAAGCUUACUCAGCGUCGAGCUCGGCUUACCCAAAUGAAGAGGCUAUGGGCUGGUCAAGGAGCUUCACUCCUACUAGGGGACCUCAUGGUCAUGCUAGGUGCCGUUGGUGCUUGUGAGUUUGCUGGCUGCACUCCUAAGUUUUGUGAGGAGAACGGCUUGAGGUUUAAAGCCAUGGUGGAGAUCAGGAGGCUUAGGGGACAGCUUACUAAUGCAGUGAAUGCAGUGUGUCCAGAAGUGGGAGUAUUUGUGGAUCCCAAGAUGACUCCACCAACAGAGCACCAGGUGGUUUGCUUGCGGCAGAUUGUUCUGGCCGGACUGGGAGAUCAUCUUGCACGGCGUGUGCAGAGAGAAGAUAUACUCGACCCAAAGUGGAAGAAUGGAUACAAGACGCCUCUUAUAGACGACCCAGUGUUCAUUCAUCCCACUUCUGCGCUGUUCAAAACACUGCCAGAGUUUGUCGUCUACCAGGAGAUUAUGGAGACCACCAAGAUGUACAUGAGAGGUGUGUCAGCAGUAGAAGGAGAGUGGAUCCCUCAGCUUCUGCCUCAGUACUGUCAUUUUGGCUCCCCUCUGGAGUCACCGUCACCCUGGUUCUGCUCAUCCACUGGCACUGUCAGAUGUCACCGUUCAAGCACCUUCUUCCGUGUGGGCUGGCAGCUGCCUGCUGUGGAGAUGGAGUAUCCAGCUAGCUUGGAGCGUUACAAACUGUUUGCCCGUUUUCUUCUUGAAGGACAGGUUUGUCCUAAACUAAAGAAAAAUAGUGGCCACCUUCUGUCAAACCCCUCCAUCAUGCUGAAAACAUGGGCAAAGCUGCAGCCCAGGACAGAGGCAGUGCUGGGAGCACUAGUGUCAAAAAGAAUUGACUGCCGAGAUGACCUCCUCACUGUCUGGAAGACCGAAGAUAAAUUCCUGUUGUCUGCAUAUUGCCAGUGGUUACCUGAGUCCAUGCAUCAACAAGUAGCCAAAAGCUGGCCCCCUGUAUAAAAGCUUGCAUUUGAAGAGCAUAAACUGUGUUAUGUACUUUUGAGCAGUGAAAAGGCUUCUUCAGACUCUGAUGAUUGUUUUCAAUGAUCUCUCAAAGUGCAACUGCCACCACACAACAUGGUCUUUUCACUCAUCUGUAUUUUUACACUUGUCUAUGAUUUGUACAGUUUUGUCAGGCAAACAGUACUUCAAAUAGAGGUCCGUCAUGACUAUCAACUUGUUUUUCAAUGUGUUACUGUUAGUUAUA